AUGCUCCCGCAAGUGGACAUGAAAUAUAUUCCAGGAUCAAAAAACGGAGCGGCAGAUGCAUUAUCUCGUUCAUCAAAUUUCUUUCCUGAUGUUAAUGGCUCCAUAGAAGACGACGAACGGCAUGAACCUCUCAUUAAACCUUCGCGUACUCUUCGUCAAACCACAAUCGACUACCCUACCAAAUCUUCACUUCUUCAGGCCGUCACCACUCGAUCUAUGGCUCAACAGACACCUCCAAACCCGAUGUCGACACCGUCCCCGACAACUCUCCCUUCGAUGGCACCACCAUUGUCAUCUCAAAUUCUCGAUUUUAGUCAUGAUAAACUUCGCGCGGAACAACAACAUGAUGCGAUAAUCGUGGACAAAAUUCGACUCUCUCAACAAAAAGUUAAUCCAUCUUAUCUUAUUUCCGAUGGAAUCCUGAAUAAAAUUGUUCUAACUAAACACGGACCUACACCUCUACCAUAUCUACCUAGCAGCCUCAUACCAGACAUCCUGUUCGCUCACCACGAUCAUCCACUCGGAAGUCAUUUUGGCAUCGAUCGAACUUAUCAUCAUCUCCGCGAGAAAUAUUAUUGGCCCAAAAUGCUCGAAUCCGUAACCAACUAUAUUCAAUCGUGCCCACAAUGUGCACAAUUCAACAUUCGGCGUCAAAAACCACCCGGUCAUUUACAGCCUAUUCCACCACCCAAUGAAGUAUUUCAAGUGAUUGGCCUGGAUUGGUGGGGCCCAGCACCUGAAGAGUCUGCCGAUGGCAACAAAUAUGUGUUAGUUAUCACAGAUUUUUUAUCUAAAUAUGUUAUUGCCGCUGCUUUACCGGCAAGUAAUGCUGCUAACACCGCCAAAACUCUACUGGAAGACUUCAUCUUGCAUCAAGGUGCUCCCGAUUGUGUCAUCACAGAUCAAAGAACUCAUUUCGCAAAUGAACUCAUCACUGCUUUCACCCAAAUGCUUGGAACAAAGCAUAUCUUCUCCACUUCAUUUCAUCCACAAACAAAUGGACAAGUAGAAAGAUUUAAUGCUACAUUUUGUCAACAACUAUCAAAAUAUUGUUCAUCAAAUCACGAAAACUGGGACCAUUAUUUGAAAUAUAUAAUUUAUGCGUACAAUAAUACCAAACAUGCCACCACCAACUAUACACCUUAA
Messenger RNA from Didymodactylos carnosus, 1146 nucleotides. The record is from the annotation of a GenBank genome assembly. NCBI's taxonomy places the organism in Eukaryota, Metazoa, Rotifera, Eurotatoria, Philodinida, Philodinidae.